Molecule: messenger RNA, 1136 nt
Organism: Sphaerulina musiva SO2202
Lineage: Eukaryota; Fungi; Ascomycota; Dothideomycetes; Mycosphaerellales; Mycosphaerellaceae
Product: zinc-binding oxidoreductase CipB
Exons: 3
Coding region: 35-1102 (355 amino acids)
Molecular function (GO): oxidoreductase activity, acting on NAD(P)H
Source: RefSeq, a predicted model, not a curated record
CUCACUCACUCACCCACCACGCUUUAUCAUAACAAUGGCCGAACAAAUCAAGCAAGCAGUCAGCAGCGUGCUGCCCGGCCAGUCCGGUAAUCAAGCAGCAUGGCUUGACAAAGAAUCACGGCAUCCACUGCGAGUUGGUCCAGCUGAUAUGCCAAGCGCGGGCGACGGCGAGAUCGUUGUGAAGAACCACGCCAUCGCUAUCAAUCCAGUCGACUGGAAGAUCCAGGAUUACGGCCUCUUUGUCCAAAAGUGGCCGUUCGUGCUGGGCUGUGAUGUGGCUGGCGAGGUGUAUGAAGUCGGCAAAAAUGUCACAAAAUUCCAGAAGGGCGAUCGCGUGUUUGGACACUCCACAACUCUCGCCACUCAGAACACGAGCCAUGGUGGUUUCCAGCUGUACACAGCCAUUCAGGCCCACUUCGCAGGAAUUGUGCCGAGCAAACUGUCCUACAACGAAGCUGCGGUGCUGCCAUUGGCCAUAAACACUGCUGGCCAGGGACUGUACGACACACGGGAAAAGGGCUUUCUUGGCUUGCCUUUUCCCUCGCUCAACUCACAGCCCAUCGGCAAGACAAUCCUUGUGUGGGGUGGAUCUUCCUCAGUUGGUGCUCUCACAAUUCAACUUGCCACGGCGUCUGGUGCCAAAGUCAUCACUGCUGCUAGCAAGCACAAUCACGCUUUCGUCAAGAAGCUAGGAGCUGUAGCAGCUCUUGACUACAAAGACCCAACAAUUGUUGACGAUGUUGUCAAGGCCAUUCAAGCUGCUGGUGGAGAGUUCGCGGGUAUCUAUGAUGCAAUCGCGACCGAAGAUUCGUUCAAAUAUACGUUCGCUAUCGCGGAGAAGAUGGGAGUUCCCAACGUUGCCGGUACUCUACCUCCGCCAGAAAAGGGCGCACCGGAAACUGUGAAGUAUGGCAAUGUUUUCGCUAUCAAUGAAAUUAAUAAACCGCUCUGGGAGAAUUUUGUGUCGCAGGCACUUGAGGCGGGCAAGCUGCUGGCAGUACCGGAGCCACUUGUUGUAGGAAAGGGUCUGGAGAGUGUGCAGAAGGGUAUGGAUACCAACAAAGCUGGUGUCAGCGCGAAGAAGGUCAUUAUCGAACUCUAGGCUUGUAGUGGACUCGUAAUUGAAUAAACCUUUC